AAUGCGCCGGUUUUCGUAAGCGGAUACUCUCUCGUGUACUUAUAUCUGGAAAAAAUACGCUCGCUGUCUUGGCAGUUCAGUUUGACCGCCGUUCCUGGGACCUACGGAGGCUACCACGUUGCUGUUUGGUGUGGUUUUUCGGGUUUUCCUGUUUGCUGGAGGUCUUUGGAUCUGACGUCGCAUUGCUGAGUGCACUUGUUGCCACGAAGAUUGAUUUUUUUGCUGCAGAAAAUGGAUGCGUUAAAAAACGGCUGGUUCAGCGAAAUCAACGACUUAUGGCCCGGAAUCUCACAAUCCUUAGAAGUUGAAGAGGUCCUUUACAAUGGACAUUCAAAGUACCAACACAUUCUCGUCUUGCAGACGAAAUCCUAUGGCAAAGCUUUAGUCCUCGACGGCAUAAUUCAGUGCACGGAAAAGGACGAAUUCUCCUACCAAGAAAUGAUCUCUUUUCUACCGCUCUGCUCACACCCUAACCCCAAAACGGUUCUCAUAGUUGGCGGUGGUGAUGGUGGAGUUGCUCGCGAGGUGGCCAAGUUCCCUAAAAUCGAGAAGGUCUACCAAGUGGAAAUCGACGAAAAGGUCGUCGAGGUGUCCCGAAAAUAUUUGCAAUUCAUGGCCACAGGCUACGACCACCCGAAAGUCGAGCUUGUUAUCGGCGAUGGCUACAAAUUUGUCGAGGAACACAAGCACAGCUUCGAUGUCAUCAUAACAGACAGUAGCGACCCCAUAGGACCGGCCACUUGUCUCUUUGAGGAGCCCUACUUUGUCCGUAUGAAGAAUGCGCUAAAGCCCGGUGGUAUCAUUUGUACCCAAGCCGGUACCUACUGGUCAAACCUCGAUCAGAUCAAGCGUACCUUAAAUCACUGCAAAGACACAUUUCCCAAAGUAGGUUAUGCCAUAUCGUCAGUGCCCACUUAUCCUACGGGACAAAUUGGCUAUAUGAUGGGUAGCCUGGAUGAGACAAUAAACUUUAGAGAGCCGAAAACUGUGUUCACGGAUGCGGAGCUUGACAAGAUGAAUAUGCGCUAUUACAGCGAUAGGGUACACAGGGCAAGCUUUGAGCUGCCUAGAUUCGUUGAAAAAGAGCUUGACCUGUGAUGCAUAACUGUGUAAUAUUAUUAAGGCUGUACUGGUUCAAAUCUAAACAACAGAGUGUAAUUUUGAUGGGACAUAGUAUUACGACUUAGUCUAAAAGUGUAAGUGCACUCUGAAGAAAUCCGAAUCUACCAAUCAUAGGACAUUCGAAUGGAAUAAGGCUUGCAGAGAUUAUAUUUUGAAUUUUUGAUGCAACGCAUAAUAAGAAUAAAUAUAGAUGAGUUACAUCAAAUAGUUGACUUUUAAAAAUUUUUUCAACUACCUACUUUCAACUUAUUCGUCAAUAAUUUACACCUUAAAUAAGUUCAAAUAAUCAAAAUUUUAUAUGAAUUACUUUGAUGACUCACGUAUGGGUCACUGUAGAUCACACCAAAUUAAAUUUUCAUCGUUAGCAAUCAUAGCAUUAUUCAAACUAAAAUUAACAGUUCUGUAACCUAAAUUAUUUAUUAAUUAGUACUUUUUAAGUCAUCGGUAUGCAGCAAAAUACCUUCCAAAAUUUGGAACAAUGCGGUUAUUUUUAAAAUUUAGAAACAAGAAAGGUAAU
Copidosoma floridanum is the source of this 1639-nucleotide messenger RNA. It is a transcript of the gene SpdS, whose product is annotated as Spermidine Synthase. Gene Ontology annotation, cellular component: cytosol. Gene Ontology annotation, molecular function: spermidine synthase activity. The record is from RefSeq and is a predicted model, not a curated record. Lineage: Eukaryota; Metazoa; Arthropoda; Insecta; Hymenoptera; Encyrtidae. Gene Ontology annotation, biological process: spermidine biosynthetic process.